GCGGGUUAGCGUGAGCAUUUAGCUUGAGCGCGACUCCUUGGAGGCAGCGAAAGCCGGCGCCAUGGUGGAGAAGGAAGAAACUGGCGGCGGCGGCGGCAUCAGUGAGGAGGAGGCGGCGCAGUAUGACCGGCAGAUCCGCCUCUGGGGGCUGGAGGCCCAGAAACGGUUGCGGGCCUCCCGGGUACUUGUGGUCGGCAUGAAAGGCCUUGGGGCUGAAAUUGCCAAGAACCUCAUCCUGGCAGGGGUGAAAGGAUUGACCAUGCUGGACCACGAACAGGUAUCUCCAGAAGACCCGGGAGCACAGUUUCUGAUCCGGACUGGGUCCGUUGGCCGAAAUAGGGCCGAAGCCUCUUUGGAGCGAGCUCAAAAUCUCAACCCCAUGGUGGAUGUGAAGGUGGACACUGAAAAUAUAGAAAAGAAACCAGAGUCUUUUUUCACUCAGUUUGAUGCUGUCUGUCUGACUUGCUGCUCCAGGGAUGUCCUAGUGAAAGUUGACCAGAUCUGUCAUAAAAACAGCAUCAAGUUCUUCACAGGAGAUGUUUUUGGCUACCAUGGAUACACGUUUGCCAAUCUUGGAGAACAUGAGUUUGUAGAGGAGAAGACCAAAGUUGCCAAAGUGAGCCAGGGGGUAGAAGAUGGACCUGAUAGCAAGCGAGCAAAACUGGAUUCACCGGAGACAACCCUGGUCAAAAAGAAGCUGGUCUUCUGCCCUGUGAAGGAAGCUCUGGAGGUCGACUGGCACAGUGAGAAAGCUAAAGCAGCCCUGAAGCGCACAACUUCGGAUUACUUUCUUCUCCAAGUGCUCCUGAAGUUCCGCACAGAUAAAGGGAGAGACCCCAGUUCUGAUACCUGUGGGGAAGAUUCUGAGUUGCUGCUCCAGAUUCGAAAUGAUGUGCUUGACUCUCUGGGAGUCAGUCCUAACCUGCUUCCCGAGGACUUUGUCAGGUACUGCUUCUCCGAGAUGGCCCCUGUGUGUGCCGUAGUUGGCGGGAUCUUGGCGCAGGAGAUUGUGAAGGCCCUGUCUCAGCGGGACCCUCCUCACAACAACUUCUUCUUCUUUGAUGGCAUGAAGGGAAGUGGGAUAGUGGAGUGCCUCGGCCACAAGUGA
Molecule: messenger RNA, 1108 nt
Organism: Chrysochloris asiatica (Cape golden mole)
Lineage: Eukaryota; Metazoa; Chordata; Mammalia; Afrosoricida; Chrysochloridae
Gene: SAE1
Product: SUMO1 activating enzyme subunit 1
Exons: 9
Coding region: 62-1108 (348 amino acids)
Biological process (GO): protein sumoylation
Cellular component (GO): cytoplasm; SUMO activating enzyme complex
Molecular function (GO): SUMO activating enzyme activity
Source: RefSeq, a predicted model, not a curated record